This is a messenger RNA of Humulus lupulus (European hop), 581 nucleotides long. RefSeq lists its product as uncharacterized. Lineage: Eukaryota; Viridiplantae; Streptophyta; Magnoliopsida; Rosales; Cannabaceae. Bases 190 to 552 code for a protein of 120 amino acids. The record is from RefSeq and is a predicted model, not a curated record. The transcript has 4 exons.
AACCAAUAGUAAUGCAUUUUGAAAGAUUUAUACUUAUAAAUUACUCAAAAAUAUUAUAGAAUUAUAAAAUUAUAGGAAAAAUAUUAUUAUAAGACCAAUGAAAUAAAUAAACACAUUUAUUAUGGGAUUUACAUAUUUUCUACUUGGCUUAUGUAAUUCUCAUUAUUAUGGGUUUCUUUUUUAGAACAUAUGGGAAUAGUUAACCGUUUUAUAUUUUGUCUUGUGUAUAUUUAUGAAUUUGAUCUGAUUCAUAAUCAUAUGCAAGAAUCAAUGUUGAGGGAGAUCCGAGAGAUGUGGAAAGAAAUAGGCAGGAUGAAAAAGGGAACUGAGCUUGGAUUCAAGAGAUCAGAAGAGAAUGUACAAUUGGUUGAUCAAGGAGGUUAUUUUCUUCUACUAAAGGAAACAUUUGUUGAGUUGGUGACAAAUAUUGAGAAAGAGCUCAUGGAAAUUUAUGAUAAAUUGAGCAAAAUAGAGGAACAACUAAUGAAAACAAAAAAUGGAGUAGGUGUGUUGUCGGACUCUGAAAAAUGGGAGACCACUAUAGAAAAAUGAGAAAAAAGCAAGUCAGAAACCAAAUCCUG